Molecule: messenger RNA, 1238 nt
Organism: Musca domestica (house fly)
Lineage: Eukaryota; Metazoa; Arthropoda; Insecta; Diptera; Muscidae
Product: SAC3 domain-containing protein 1
Exons: 5
Coding region: 105-1142 (345 amino acids)
Biological process (GO): centrosome duplication; spindle assembly
Cellular component (GO): spindle; nucleus; centrosome
Source: RefSeq, a predicted model, not a curated record
AUCAUUCACAAUAAACGUUGCAUAUUACACUUGUUUAUUUUGGAUUUUCUCUUGUUUCAAUAUUUGGUUUGCAUUAACCACAUAUUUAUUUAGCUUAGGUUAUUAUGUCUGGUUUUGUAAAGGGGGUUUGUGAAGACCUCUGUCCUGCGAAUGAGGCGAAAUUGCGAAUAAAAGAAAAAUUAUUGCACUAUUUUGAGUACAAAAACGGCCAGAAACAUGUUUCAGGGAAGUUGGUUAAAUGCUUUUCCAGAUCUGCUGCUGACAAGAAAAUCCCAAGGCCUCAAGAUAUGAGGACUGAGGCUUGUUUACAAAGAUGUGUUGAAUACCUGUUGAAAGACAUAGUUUUAGAUACUCGAAAACCAUUCAACAUUGUAUAUGAUUUUAUUUUUGAUCGUUUACGGUCAGUGAGACAAGAAAUAGUCAUGCAAGACUACAACGCUGGCCAAACUAUUAAGCUGAUGGAACCCAUGAUUAUGUUCCUGUGUUAUAGCCGCUAUAGACUAUGCGAGGAAGCAAUAGAUAACUUCGAUCCAAAAAUAUGCGAACAACAUUUGCAAGAAUGUCUCAAACGGGCUCUGGUAUGUUAUGACGAAAUCGAUAUAAAGAAAAUGAACCUGCUGGAGAUACGCAGAAGAAUAUUUGUUGAAUCACUGUACCAAAUGUUUAAUUUGGGCUCCCCUGAGGCUAUGAAACGUUGUUUUACCUUAGAUGAUGAUAUAAAAUUAGAUCCCCUAUUUGCGUUGGUAUUUAAAAUAUGUCUAAGCUACUCUCAAGGAAAUUAUUAUCGAGUCUUUAAUGGUAUACAGAGUCUUCCUCAUAUUUUAUGUGCAAUUGGAUCUUUAAAACUGCCAAUUCUAAGAAGAAAAUUAUAUCAAUUGUUUUCUCAUGCCUACAGCAGUAAGCAGUUAUUGGUUCCAGUGGACUUCGUAUUACGCCUUUGUGCACAUGCAAGUAAAUAUGAAUUAUUUGAAGAUUGUAAAUAUUACAAUAUAAAAUUGAGCGAAGAUCAACAAAGUUUGCAUUUUCAAAAGUCUGAUUUUAAGAAUGAUUUACCGGUUUUAAAAUGCAAACAGGAAAAGUUUGUUAAUGUUAAAAUAAAAAAUAUUUAUUUGCCAGAAAUAUUAUUACUAAAAAGAAUUUAAAUCAUUAGUUAUAUUGUUAUUAACUAUUGAAAAUUAUGCGAUUACUAUAGUAGAAAGAAUAUCAAAACUAAAUAAAUUUACAAUUAUUUAAAAGUA